Messenger RNA from Dromiciops gliroides (monito del monte), 3690 nucleotides. RefSeq names its product inositol 1,4,5-trisphosphate receptor interacting protein (gene ITPRIP). Gene Ontology annotation, cellular component: membrane. Gene Ontology annotation, molecular function: protein kinase inhibitor activity. The record is from RefSeq and is a predicted model, not a curated record. The transcript has 3 exons. NCBI's taxonomy places the organism in Eukaryota, Metazoa, Chordata, Mammalia, Microbiotheria, Microbiotheriidae. The coding region runs from base 585 to 2237 and encodes 550 amino acids.
UCCCCCCGCACGCUCCUUUUAGGUUUCAGUGCCCACCCUCACCUUGCCCAUGGUAGGCUCGCCUUCCAGCCCCGGGGAGAUGCCCAGCUGCCCGUCCCUCGGCCCGUUCGGCCCCCCGGAUUCUCGAGCCCGGGCAGUGCCUCCUUAAGCAGCGUCUACGAGCCUGAAAGUUGAGGCGGGGGUUUUGUUCUUAUAAGGAGGGAAAAAAAGUUUCUCUGACAUCCAGGAAAUGAGCAACCCCCGAAGCCCAUUAGGGCCCUGCUGAUGGAGACAAGAAGAUUGGAGUCAGCAGCGCUAUCACCGGCUCCUUGGAGCUCAUUAGGCGGAGAAGCGCCGGGCAGCAGUUAAACAUCUCUCGCGCCUAAGUUUCCAACUCCCUGUAAACUUUUCGCGGACCCACCCACCCGCCUGUGGGUGGGGGGAAAGUAGCGGGACAGCGAGCCAGCAGGCAGACGUCGGUGGACUGCUUGCAGGGAAAGUAAGCUGUCACCUAUUCGGGAAUAGAGGAACUCCUCACCUGCUGGCAGAAACCUAAGAUUAUUCCAACGGGGACAGAGCUUUUUAUUGCAAGGGAAGUUUUCAGCAUGACAGCAGGAAUCUUCAGGGUCUGCCUAGUGGUGGUCACUGCCAUCAUCAAUCAUCCAAUCCUGUUUCCUUGGGAGAAUGCCACAAUCCCAGAAAACGAGGAAGAAAUUAUCCACAAGAUGAGGGCGCACCAGGAGAAGCUGCAGCUGGAACAGCUGCGGCUGGAGGAGGAGGUGGCCAGGCUGGAGGAAGAAAAGGAGGCCCUGAAGCAAGCCGCUGAGGAUGGCCAGCAGCAGAAUGAAGGUCGGUUGGCCUGGGACCUGUGGAGUACCCUCUGUAUGAUUGUUUUCCUGAUGAUCGAGUUGUGGAGACAGGAUUACCUGGACGGCAUCCCACCCGACUCUCCUGGAGAGGAAGAUGACCUUCCCAGCCCAAGGACCACCUUCCAAGGCAUCAACCUCCCUGACAAGGUGAUACUGUCCCACUUUUAUGAGCGAUGCAUCCGAGGGACUACCGGAGAUGCAGUCCGGACCCGGGAGUUUGUAGAAGGCUUUGUGGAUGAUCUAUUGGAGGCACUGAGGAGUGUGUGCAACCGGGACUCUGACAUGGAGGUGGAAGACUUUAUUGGUGUGGGGAGCAUGUAUGAGAACUGGAGAGUGGACAAGCCAUUGUUGUGUGAUCUCUUUGUGCCUUUCACACCCCCGGAGCCAUAUCGCUUCCGCCCAGAGGUCUGGUGCACUGGCAAGUCAGUCCCCUUGGACCUCCAGGGAUAUGGCCAGAUCAAAGUAGGCUGGAUCAAUGAAGACUCCAUGGGCUGCAUCUGUGGCAAGACCAAGCUGGGGGAGGACUUGCUCUGCCUUCUGCACAGUAAGGACAACAAGAUGAGGCCCAGCAACGAGAUGGAAGACCUACUGUGUUUCAAGGACUCUCCAUUCUUAGAUAUGGACCAGGUCAUGAAGUGGUUCCAGACAGCCCUCACCAGAGCUUGGCAACGCAUCUCCCGCAAGUAUGAGUUUGACUUGGCCUUUGGCCACCUGGAUACCCCAGGAUCCCUGAAGAUCAAGUUUCGUUCGGGGAAGUUCAUCCCCUUCAACCUCAUCCCAGUGGUCCAGUGCGAGGAUUCGGAUCUAUACUUUGUCUCCCACUUCCCCAGAGGCCGUCCUGUUGGGGCCCCAUCCUCUAGUACACACUGGUUUCUCUCCUUCGCUGUUUAUGAGAGACACUUUCUUAAGAUGAUCACUAAGGCACUGCCGGAAAAUGCCUGUCAUCUCAGCUGCCUCCAGGUUGCCUCCUUUCUGCUAACAAAGCAAAACCGCUUGACAGGUGUCAGUGGUCUCAGCAACUACCACCUAAAGACAGCUUUGCUUCACCUCCUGCUGGCCCGGCCAGCUUCUGACUGGGGGUCUGGACACCUGGAAUCCCGCCUGAAUGACCUGCUCCGCUUCCUGGAGAAGAGCCUUCUAGAAAAGAAGCUCUGCCACUUCUUCGUGGGCAACCAGAAGGUGCCUAACACCAUGGGCAUUCCUGAGGUCUUCAGACGGACAGAGCCCUUAAACCUCUUCUGUCCCUUUGUCCUUCAGCGAAGUCUCUAUCAGAAAACAGUCGAUUCCUUCUACGAGAUGCUAAAGAAUACUUCUACCCUCAUCAGUGAGUACUCCUUGCACAUCCCUGCUGACCACUCCAACUCACUCCAGAAACGGACCCUCUCUUAGGGUAGCAGGAAUGCAAGGACCAAGGUCAGGGGGCAUAGAACAUUCCUCUUCCAGGUUCCAAGGCCUUCAGAAUCACUUAGAAACCCAGACCUGAGAAGAAGGGCAGACUUUCUUGGGAGCUGUUGGUGCUCAUCCUCUGGAGGAAGCCAGUGGCCUCUAAGAGCAGGGAAUGUGGGACUUGGGGACCCCCCCCAUCAAAGGCAACAACUCAACUGCUUUUAUGCCAUAUUAGCUGACUGGUGGUUGAUGGUUCCCUCUACUUUAGAAAUCAUUCUUUUUAAAGCUCUCUUUGAUUUCUUUCUCCCAUCUCCUUCCUCCCCCCACAACCACCAGCAGGAAAGUGAGGAACAAUUCCAAGCUUUAUAACUUGGGUGUAAUCAUUUUUUUGUUUUUUUACGUCAGGUCCACAAUCUCUACUUGAAUAGCUUUGCUUUAAGGAAAGCAGAGCAGGGAGUCUCAGGAAACGGCAGGGAGAACACAAAGGGCCCUUGUUGACAGAAGCAUCUAGCCUCUCUUAAAAUUUACUAGGUCCUUGGCUGUGGGCUCCUACAACCAGAAGUACCAGUGGAAUCCUAAUGUUAGAAUUCCUAGACUCAGCCUUAUAUCCUAUAUAGCCAUCUGGGCUUCUUUUUAUAUAAAAACAGAAAAGAAGGAUGAUGGGCAUGCAAGGUAGUGGUAAGCUGAUGCCUCAGAUACAAGGGAGAUGCAUAAAGAUUUAAAAUGAGGCAGGUUCCUUCUGCAUUCACAGUGACUCCCUUGCCCCAGCUUCAUAGUACAUCAGCUCCCCAGAGCACAAAGGCUCACCUGGGUGAGUUCUAGCUUCCCCCUCUGCCCUUGUCUAUCACUUGCCAGCUAAACUGGCAUUCUUGCCAGUAGGAUGAUGGGGUGUAUAUAAGGUGGGCUUGGGUGUGGAUUCUAGCUGAAUAUUAAAAGGGGAGGGGGCAGGAAGAAGCUGAGAUUAGAAAAAAGUUAUGUUGGAGGUGGGGUGGGGAGGAGAGAAGAAGAAAGAAUAGGAUACCAAAGACUAAUUUCAGAGCCUAAUGGUGAUUAUGAAGAGAGCACCUACUCCCUACAACAUUUUUGCUGCUAAAACCCAUCUGUUCUCUUAGUCUGGUCCCAGUAUAUACCUUUCCUAGUCCUUUGUGUCUUGUGACUCUGAGGUCACAGAACUGAGGAAGGCAUUUUGAACAAUCAGUGAGAGAAGCACAGCCUAAUGGGCAGCAGAAGUGCCAGAGGGAACCUGCCUAUCUUGUUGAGGGGUUUCAUAGAGAAACACUUAGGAGGAGCCCAGGAAGGUUCCUUGGCAGUCUAGAUGUAACCUUCUGGCUGGGCUUCUGCAACAUGCUGAAAUGUGCAUUGCGGAAUCUGUCCCUGCCUGCAUUUCACCAUGCCAGUGACUCAGAAGCAAAACCACAGAAUGUCUCAGAAAAAAGAAAGAAAGAAAGAAAGAAAG